Messenger RNA from Eubalaena glacialis (North Atlantic right whale), 2071 nucleotides. It is a transcript of the gene FAM151A, whose product is annotated as family with sequence similarity 151 member A. The transcript has 9 exons. Lineage: Eukaryota; Metazoa; Chordata; Mammalia; Artiodactyla; Balaenidae. The record is from RefSeq and is a predicted model, not a curated record. The coding region runs from base 222 to 1988 and encodes 588 amino acids.
ACUGGAGCCUACCCGGCUCUUUGGUGGGACUAAUGGUGGACUCCAGGAGGGCUCACGCCAAGGAGUACUUCCCAGAACUUCUGUUGCCAGUGUCCUUGUCCCCACUGUGAGCCACAGCCACAACCCGCCUCAGCAGGAGACCCUCCAACACUAGCAGCUCUGAGAGCCUCAGGAGACUCUGCACCGCGAGGAGUGUGGGGCAUUUCCCAGAGAGGGUCAUCAUGGCCUACAAGAAGGGGUGCUCGAAGUGCUCAAAGUGGGCCCUUGUCAGCAGUGCCAGUGUGGCUCUGGUGUUCAUCAUCGGGAUGAUCCUGUGUUUCUCGCUGCAGCAGGGCAUCCUGCCAGGCUGUGAGCAGGAUGCGGUCUGCCGCUCCGACGCGGACAUGCUGGACUACCUGCUGAGCCUGGGUCAGAUCAGCCAACACGACGGCCUGCUGGUCACCUGGUACCAUGCUGCCAACAGCCAGAAGAAGAUGAGGGCCGCCCUCAGCAGUGAUGCUGUGGCCCUGGAGGCAGAUGUCACGAUAGAAGGGCUCGGCACAGUCAACGAGACAGGGGUCCCCAUCAUGGCGCACCCCCCAGCCAUCUACAGUGACAACACCCUACAGCAGUGGCUGGAGGCCGUGCUGGCCUCUUCCCAGAAGGGCAUCAAACUAGACUUCAAGAGCAUCAAGGCCGUGGGCCCCUCCCUGGACCUCCUGCGGCGGCUGACCGAGGAGGGGAGAGUUCGGAGGCCUGUGUGGAUCAAUGCCGACAUCCUGAGGGGCCCCAACAUGGCCAUCCCGAUAGAAGUCAACGCUACACAGUUCCUGGCCUUGGUCCAAGAGAAGUAUUCUAAGGCAACCCUGUCUCCAGGCUGGACCACCCUCUACCUGCCCCUGUUCCCAAAGGGGACGUAUACCCGAGCCAUGGUAGAGAAGAUGCAGGGGCUGGUGGAAGGACUGCCACAGAAGGUCACCUUCCCUGUGCGGGCUGUCAUGGUGCGGGCUGCCUGGCCCCACUUCAGCUGGCUGCUGGGCCAAUCUGAGAGGUACAGUCUGACGCUGUGGCAGGCCACCUCGGACCCCGUGUCAGUGGACGAUCUCCUCUACGUCCGGGACAACACCGCCACCCACCAAGUCUACUAUGACCUCUUCGAGCCUCUCCUGUCGCAGUUCAAGCAGCUCGCCAUGAACGCCUCACGGAAGCAAAGCUACUACACGGGAGGCAGCCUGAUCCCCCUUCUCCAACUCCCUGGGGAUGAGGGUCUGAGCGUGGAGUGGCUGGUUCCUGACAUCCAGGGCAACAGGAGCACAGCAACAGUGCGACUCCCAGACAGAGAUGGCAUGAUCCUGCUGAAAGUUGGCCUCCAGGAGCCUGCAGCUGGGGACCCCGUGCCCAUCGUACGUGCCCCAGAUGGCCGUGCCCUGACACUGGAGUUCUGCCUGCUGCAGCUGGCCACGCGCCCCGGACGCUGGGGCAUCCAUGUGCACAUAGCAGAGCCCACAGCCCUCCGGCCAUCCCUGGCCACACUGGCCACCCUCUCCACCCUUGGCCACCUGCCUAGGCCUGUGUGGGUCGGGGCCACAGUCUCCCACGGGAGUUUUGUGGUCCCUGGCUACGUGACUGGCAGGGAGUUGCUUACAGCUGUGGCCGAGGUUUUCCCCCAUGUGACGGUGGCACCAGGCUGGCCCGAGGAAGUGCUGAGCAGUGGCUACAGGGAACAGCUGCUCACAGAUAUGCUGGAGCUGUGCCAGGGCCUCUGGCAACCCGUGUCCUUCCAGCUGCAGGCUGGGCCGCUGGUCCAGAGCACGGCUGGGGUCGUGGCCAGGCUGUUGGCAGCCUCCCCCCGGGCCACUGUCACAGUGGAACACAGCCCUGGCUGGGGCAGCUAUGCAUCUGUGCGGGCAGUGCUGCUAGCAGCCAGGGCCGUGGAGAGGACCCGAGUCUACUACAGGCUACCCCAGAGUUACUACCAAGACUUGCUGGCGGAUGUUGGCAGAAAGUGACCACCCAGGGGUGCUGGGCUGGUGGACCCCUGGGUCCAGGCUUCCCAUGGGGGUGGCAGGAAGGAAUAAAUGCCUCUGCCUUC